UCCGGACAGCAGCCUGAGCCCGGAGCGCGCUCCGCUCCGCGCAGCACCACGCGCGUCCCGCGAGCGUCCCCGCCGAGCGCACCAGAGCUCCCGCGUCAUGAGCAUCCGGACAAGGCGCUGAGCGACCGCGGCGAUGUCGGGGCGCUGGGCUCCGGGCCCCAGGUGCGGGGUCCUGCUGGCGCUGCUGCUGGCGCUGGGCGAGCUGCCGCGGGCGCGGGGCGUGGAGGAGGAGCCCGGCGGCGCGCACGGGGAGGCCCAGGGCUUCCAGGUGGUCACCUUCGAGUGGCACCACGUCCAGGACCCGUACAUCAUCGCGCUGUGGAUCCUCGUGGCCAGCCUGGCCAAGAUCGGCUUCCACCUGUCCCACAAGGUCACCAGUGUGGUCCCUGAGAGUGCCCUGCUCAUCGUGCUGGGCCUGCUGCUGGGCGGCAUCGUCCUGGCGGCCGACCACAUCGCCUCCUUCUCACUCACACCCACGGUGUUCUUCUUCUACCUGUUGCCGCCUAUCGUGCUGGACGCUGGCUACUUCAUGCCCAACCGGCUCUUCUUUGGCAACCUGGGCACCAUCCUGCUGUACGCGGUCAUUGGCACUGUGUGGAAUGCGGCCACCACCGGGCUGUCGCUCUACGGCGUCUUCCUCAGUGGCCUGAUGGGAGACCUGAACAUUGGGCUACUGGACUUCCUCCUGUUCGGCAGCCUGAUUGCCGCCGUGGACCCGGUGGCCGUGCUGGCCGUGUUUGAGGAGGUGCACGUCAACGAGGUGCUGUUCAUCAUCGUCUUCGGGGAGUCCCUGCUCAACGAUGCUGUCACUGUGGUCCUGUACAACGUGUUUGAAUCUUUUGUGACUUUGGGUGGUGACAAGGUGACCGGCGUGGAUUGCGUGAAAGGAAUAGUGUCCUUCUUCGUGGUGAGCCUGGGGGGCACGCUGGUGGGCAUCGUGUUCGCCUUCUUGCUCUCCCUGGUGACACGCUUCACCAAGCACGUGCGCAUCAUCGAGCCUGGCUUCGUGUUUGUCCUCUCCUACCUGUCCUACCUCACGUCCGAGAUGCUGUCCCUGUCGGCCAUCCUGGCUAUCACCUUCUGUGGCAUCUGCUGUCAGAAGUACGUGAAGGCCAACAUCUCAGAGCAGUCGGCCACCACAGUGCGUUACACCAUGAAGAUGCUGGCCAGUGGGGCCGAGACCAUCAUCUUUAUGUUCCUGGGCAUCUCAGCUGUGGACCCUCUCAUCUGGAAGUGGAACACAGCCUUCGUGCUCCUGACGCUGCUUUUCAUCUCUGUGUACAGGGCCAUAGGGGUCGUCCUGCAGACCUGGAUUCUGAAUCGGUACCGGAUGGUGCAGCUGGAGAUCAUAGACCAGGUGGUCAUGUCCUACGGCGGCCUUCGAGGAGCUGUGGCUUACGCCUUGGUGGUCCUCCUGGACGAGAACAAGGUCAAAGAGAAGAACCUGUUUGUCAGCACCACCAUCAUCGUCAUCUUCUUCACCGUCAUCUUCCAGGGUCUGACCAUCAAGCCCCUGGUGCAAUGGCUGAAGGUGAAGAGAAGUGAACAGCGAGACCCCAAGCUCAACGAGAAGCUGCACGGCCGGGCUUUCGACCACAUCCUCUCGGCCAUCGAGGACAUAUCAGGGCAAAUCGGACACAAUUAUCUGAGAGAUAAGUGGUCGAAUUUUGAUAGGAAAUUCCUCAGCAAAAUCCUCAUGAGAAGGUCAGCUCAGAAGUCUCGAGAUCGGAUUCUGAACGUUUUCCAUGAGCUCAACUUGAAGGAUGCCAUCAGCUAUGUGGCCGAGGGAGAGCGCCGUGGGUCCCUGGCUUUCAUCCGUUCUCCCAGCACGGACAACAUGGUCAACGUGGACUUCAGCACCCCACGCCCCUCCACUGUGGAGGCCUCUGUCUCCUACCUCCUGAGGGAGAACGUGAGCGCCGUGCGCCUGGACAUGCAGUCCCUGGAGCAGCGGCGGCAGAGCAUCCGGGAUGCGGAGGACAUGAUCACUCACCACACGCUGCAGCAGUACCUGUACAAGCCCCGGCAGGAGUACAAACAUCUCUACAGCCGACAUGGGCUGACCGCGGAUGAGGACGAGAAGCAGGACACCGAGAUCUUCCACAGGACCAUGCGGAAGCGCCUGGAGUCCUUCAAGUCGGCCAAGCUGGGGAUCAACCCCCACAAGAAGGCCGCUAAGCUGCUCAAGAGGGAGCGCGCCCAGAAGCGGAGAAACAGCAGCAUUCCCAACGGGAAACUGCCGAUGGUGAGCUCCCUGCAGGACUUCACCAUCAAGGAGAAAGAUUUGGAACUCUCAGACACUGAGGAAGCCCCCAACUAUGAUGAUGAGAUGAGUGGCGGGAUCGAGUUCCUGGCAAACAUCGGGCAGGACACAGCGACAGACUCCCCCUCAGGAAUUGACAACCCCGCGUUUUCCCUGGAGGAGAGCCCCGGCAUCCUCUCUGGGGUGCCGCCCUGGCUGUGUCCCGGGGAGGCGGUGGUGCCCUCGCAGAGGGCCCGCCUGCAGAUCCCCCACUCCCCCGGCAACUUCCACCGCCUGGCGCCCUUCCGCCUCAGCGGCAAGUCCGUGGACUCGUUCCUGCUGGCCGACGGCCCCGAGGAGCAGCCGCACGCCGCCCCGCCCGAGUCCACACACAUGUGACACCGGCUCCGACGCGCCACUGACCGGACGCUCGUCCCCGCCCGCCGUCGAGAAGCCCCCGCGCGCGCGCGCCCCGAGCCCGGCCCCGCCCAGCCCCGCGCAGGCCCGCCCACCCCGCGAAGCCCCGCGCCCGCGGCACCGCCCGAGCCCGAGCCCGAGCCCGCGGCGGGGCCCGCGCAGGGGGCGGGGCCGGAGCGCCGCGGGCUGCUGGGCGCGCACGCGCGGUCGGCGGCGGCGCGCCGCGUACACAGCCGGCGCUCGUUCCAGCGGCCCCGCGCGCGCCGCCGCCCCGCGCUGCUCAAGCUGGCGUCGCUGCCGCCGUCGUGCCACGCGCCACCGCACGCGCUGGAGCAGGAGGAGACUCCGCUGUGACUGCAGCCCCCCGAGGUCUGCAGACUUGACGUCGCCCCCGGGGGUGACCCCCACGGCCGCCCUCCGGGGGUCUCCACUCCGUCACGGCCGCACCUCCGAGGGUCUCCACUCCGCCACGGCCGCGGAUCCCGGGGGGCUCCACUCUGCCACGGCCGCACACCCCGGGGGGCUCCACUCCGCCACGGCCGCCCCCACGGGUCUCUGCUCCUAUCACGGCCACCCUCCUAGGAUCUGCACCCAUUACCUCGCCCCAGGGGAUGACCUCGACCCUCACGACCUCGCCUCUUAGGGGUUCCCACCUGCCCCUCCCAGCUGAGCCACCGUCACUGCCCGCCCCCACGCAUGGUCUCCACUCCCGCCACAGCGGCCCACCUGGGGGUCUGCUCGCAUGGCCGCAGUUUCUUAGGGUUGUGCCCUCCGUGGCCUGCCUCCCAAGGGGUCUUCUGGUGACCUGGAGUAGCCCUGGACACUCACCGAUCCGGUUAGGUGCUGGGAUGUACAGGAGCUGAACUUGGGACCAAAUGAGCUGCAAGAUCUGAGCCGAGGCAUUCUCUGGGGUUCCUGUGGAGAGGCCUGCUGCGGGUGGGAGGUGGGCAUGAGCCUUCCCCCGUCUGGGAGGCUCCCUUGCAGGCCCUCUGUCCACCUGUCCUGGACCUGAGCUGAGCCAGCAUUUGUGACUGGCUGUUUCCACCCCUGACUCAGGGACAGUUUGUGCUUCAGUCCCUGCCACCUGUGUCCAUUCUCAUCAGCUCUGCUGGGGAAACGACCAAAACCAGAUGAGACUUGCCCACCGUGAUACCCACCCAGGCUGGCCUCUCCCAAAGCGCCCCCUGGACUGUCAGCCCCAGGGUGGGGGGAGCCCUUACCCCAGGGUGGGAUGUGACCACUCACCAGGUCUUUGAACCACCUGUCACCUUAGGGACCGUAGGCACGGCUGCAGAAGCAUCUUUUGUUUGCUUAUCCUUUUCGUGUUGAGAUUCCCAGAGCCUGAUGCUUGCUCACCCUGCACAGACCCAGCCUCAGAAUGGGGGCCUCUGGGCACCAGGCUCUAAACUUCCCCAAGCCCCUGGUCUGUGGCUUGAGCUGCCUCACCUGAUGCUGGACGAUGGCCCAGGCUGGGUUAGGGGUUGCAGUGACCCAGUGGACAGGCCCACACAGCCCCAGCAGAUUGUGGGCCUGCCAGCAAGCAGUCCUCUUUAGAGUCACAGCUGGCCCUGCUCACACAGAGAGGGGAUGAGGGGGAUUGGACCCGCCCCCCCCACGCCCACCCCACCCUCAGGGGCUCAGGAACGUGGCCUUGGACAGAGGCCUCGGUCCUCACCCGCUCCUCAGGAGGGUUUGCAAGGCAGUCAAGGAGCAGAGGGUCAGGGGCUCCCGGAAGCUUCUGUGCAGCAGCUCAGCCCUGCUCAGGGAAUUGUCCGCUGUGCUGUGACCACAUCCUCUGUGUGUCCUUGCAGCCCCCCCCGUGCCCCCCGACUGUGGCAAUUCGCAGGUCCCCAGUGGCCCUGGUGGAAAGUCUACACUGAGCUGCUGAGAGAAGCAGGGAGCAGCAGGGAGGGUGGCUGUGGCCCACGUCACCCAGGGAUGGCCCGUAGGCUGAUGUGCAGGCCUGCUCACCACCCGAGUUGCUUGCUCAGCUGUCACCAGGACAGGAGUGAUGUGGUUUGCAAUGCUUGUUCUCACAUUCACAGCCACUUUGACCCAUUCUCUGAGCACAAGAGCCAGCCUUCGUCUGUCCCACAAGCCUGGCGGAAGGCACAUUCUCCAUCCACUCUGCAGGGGUGGUUCGUCCCGAGCAGGCGGGCUGGCCCAGGCGCCACAGCCCAGCUGUCCAGCAUCUCCAGCUGCCUUAACAACUCUCCUGGACCGCUGGACCCAGAUCUGAUUCCUCACUGCAGGGCCAGAGGCUGAGACACCCACUUGACACUGUAGACACUGAACUUCUGCGUGGCCGACCUCCCCUGGGCCAGCUGUGCCGCGGAGAGCAGGCAUUGCUUGUUGUCAACCUGCACAGGCUGAGCAGUGUCCGAGGUUCCAGCGAGACAUCCAGCCCAAGAGACUGUUUUGUCUGUGACACAGCGUUAUAAGCCAUAGUACUGUAGACACGUUUCAUAAAUGAGAAUCUGAGCUGUUCUUGUCAUUGUAAAACAGAAUGUAAACAGUCUUAUGAAUGUAUUUCCUUAGAAAAACUGUUGUAAAAUUUUUUUAUUAGGAAGAUUCUUAUUUAUUUAAUACUGAACAUUGGCCGACUUUGUGAUAUAAAGCACACAAAUUUAGGGGUCAUUCUCUCACUUCUACAUCUUCUUGGGAAUAAUUUUAGUGCAGUGCUCAAUGAACUAUUGAUUUCUAUUGUUAGAGAUUUAAUGGAGGAAUUUCAUUGAAACUGGAAUGGGAAUGUAUUUUACAUUAUGAGUGGUGAAAACUGUGGAUGCUGGUUUUGUGAAUGUAACCCUGUCAAGCUGUGUGACCCUCAUCAUGACCACGUGCCUUAAAGCACUGCCCGUGUGCUGUCAACAGUGUCUGGGCGGAGCCCACCACAGACCCUGCAGCAGCCUGAUCAAGUCUAUUAAAAAUAUUACAAGACA
Molecule: messenger RNA, 5598 nt
Organism: Capra hircus (goat)
Lineage: Eukaryota; Metazoa; Chordata; Mammalia; Artiodactyla; Bovidae
Gene: SLC9A3
Product: solute carrier family 9 member A3
Exons: 17
Coding region: 134-2641 (835 amino acids)
Biological process (GO): regulation of pH; proton transmembrane transport; sodium ion transport
Cellular component (GO): apical plasma membrane; brush border membrane
Molecular function (GO): sodium:proton antiporter activity
Source: RefSeq, a predicted model, not a curated record